UUUGCAAUAACCUAUUGGUUAUAUCACAUUUCAUACAUAAACAUAUCAGAAAGAAUUUUGUGCUAGCACAGAAGAGAAUAAAAGCUUGCUUUACUAUUGAACUAUACAAGAAGGAAGGAAAUAUGGGCUCAAUCAGACUUGUCUGUCCAGUUGAUGUCUUAUUCAGUCAGUCAUCCAUCAAAGGAGAAUUUAAAGAUGGCAGGUCCUUUGAAGACACCCUAGAAGAUAUGUUGAAUGAUGACUUGACCCCCGAUGACCUUCCACCAAUAAAGGUCAUCUUAAGCUGUGGGAGCUAUUGGGCAGUUGAUGGAAACCGGCGUCUAUAUCUGUACCAGAUAUUACACUCAUAUGGCCACAUUGAUAAAAUCAAAGUGAAAGUUUGUACAAACUAUAACUUACAUUCUCUAAGAAGGAAACUUACAACAAAAAAUGGUGGAGAAAGCAUUAAAGUAAGAGGAGACCCACUUAUGGAAUGGCGUUUACGAAUGAUAUGUCUCGAUCUAAAUAGAGAAAGAGUGGUACUUGAUGACAAGUGGUACUGAGUUUCUCCCUUGGCAGAUUCAUUAUCAAAAUAGCAUGGUCAACAUCUAGACCAAUGCACGUCUCACUCUUAGGUCAGGAUUAUAUAUAACUGAAACAUCACAAUCAGCAUAUGAUUAAGAACAAAAUAGAAUAUGCAAAAUGGACGAGUACAACAUAUAACGACAAGAAUUGCCAAUGCCAUAUAUGAGAUGGGAGUGAACAUAUGACAAUAACACCAAUCAUAUGAACUUUUCGUAAUCUAAUAAGACACAAGAUUCCCAAAAGCUUGGUAAAGACAAUGUAUGAGAAGGGAGUAUACUAUACAAAUGACAAUAACUUUGAGUAUAAUGAAACUAUGAACAGUGGGACAAACACAUGAUCAAACCAAAAAAACAUGUCAAGAACAAGAUGGUUAAACAUGAAAAGAUAUCAUAUAGCUAUAAUUAACUGAGUUUAAACAAUAUUUAUAAACUAUAUAAUGUUUUUUGCAUAUACAUGUAGCUUAUUAAAAAAUUGUUCAAAACACUGAAGUAAAUUACAUCUUACUGGAAAUAAUAUAAUGUUUUGGAGUUCAUAUUUGAGAGUUCAAUUUAGAAUGUGAUGUUUACAUAAAAUGUCA
Messenger RNA from Owenia fusiformis, 1141 nucleotides. The record is from the annotation of a GenBank genome assembly. Lineage: Eukaryota; Metazoa; Annelida; Polychaeta; Sabellida; Oweniidae.